GAGUUGGUGAUGAUGGCGGUGAACGGCGGCGGACUCGCCGAGUACGCGGUGGCGCCAGCGUCGCUCACGGUGGCGAGGCCGCCGGAGGUGUCUGCAUUCGAAGGCGCCUGCCUGCCGGCGGCCGGCGGCUCUGCGCUGCAGCUGCUCAAGCUCGCCCGGGUCAGCUUCGACGGGACCUCCGGCGCCACCAGCCCGAAGAACGCGCUGGUGACCGCUGCGUCCGGCGGCGUGGGCCACUACGCCAUGCAGCUCGCGAAGCUCGUGGGCCUGCGCGUCACGGCCACCUGCGGCGCGCGCAACGUGGACUUCGUCCGGGGCCUGGGCGCCGACGAGGUGCUCGACUACAAGACGCCCGAGGGCGCGGCCCUGCGGAGCCCGUCGGGCAGGAGGUACGACGCGGUGGCGAACUGCGCGGCGGGGGUGCCGUGGCCGGCGCUGAAGGCGGUGCUGGCCGACGAGGGCGGCACGGUGGCGGACGUCACGCCGGGGGUCGGCGCCGCGCUCACGUCGAUCCCACAGAAGGCGACCUUCGCCAAGAAGAGGCUAGCGCCGCUGAUGUUGGCGCCGAGGAGGGAGGAGCUGGAGUGGCUGGUGGGCUUGGCGAGGCAGGGGAAGCUCAGGACUAUGGUGGACUCGAGGUUCCCGCUGAGCAGAGCGCAGGAGGCGUGGGCUAAGAGCAUGGAGGGGCAUGCCACUGGCAAGAUCGAUGUGGAAAUGGGAGGCGCAGAAUGA
Molecule: messenger RNA, 732 nt
Organism: Triticum aestivum (bread wheat)
Lineage: Eukaryota; Viridiplantae; Streptophyta; Magnoliopsida; Poales; Poaceae
Product: chloroplast envelope quinone oxidoreductase homolog
Exons: 2
Source: RefSeq, a predicted model, not a curated record